Messenger RNA from Aspergillus mulundensis, 2937 nucleotides. RefSeq lists its product as uncharacterized. Gene Ontology annotation, molecular function: carbohydrate binding; hydrolase activity, hydrolyzing O-glycosyl compounds. Bases 1 to 2937 code for a protein of 978 amino acids. The transcript has 3 exons. Gene Ontology annotation, biological process: carbohydrate metabolic process. NCBI's taxonomy places the organism in Eukaryota, Fungi, Ascomycota, Eurotiomycetes, Eurotiales, Aspergillaceae. The record is from RefSeq and is a predicted model, not a curated record.
AUGUACUUUCACAAGCUGCUCCCCCUGGCAGCGGCCCUGGGCGGCUCUGCUUUCGCCCAGAGCCAGGCGGGCGUCGACGCCCUCGAUCGCCCCGGCAAUGAUCUCUACGAAAAGGACCUUUCCAACUGCACUGGAUACAAGGUGACCAAGCACCGGAAGACCGACUAUGGCUUCUAUGCGGACUUGUCGCUUGCAGGGCCAGCUUGCAAUAUUUACGGCAUUGAUCUUCCCGACCUGAAGUUAGAAGUCGAGUAUCAGACCGACGAGCGACUGCACGUUAAAAUCUUGGACACCAAUAACACCGUCUACCAGGUUCCGGACAGUGUAUUCCCGCGCCCUGGCUUUGGACAGUCGUGCUCUCGCGGAGACUCGAAACUCCAGUUCGACUUCAAUGCUGACCCCUUCUCGUUUACUGUUUCGCGCUCUGAUACCGGCGAAGUGCUCUUUGAUACCACUGGUAACAAGCUGGUUUUUGAGAGCCAAUAUGUCUACUUGAAGACGCAUCUUCCGCAGAACCCACAUCUUUACGGUCUAGGCGAGCACAGCGAUCCUUUCAUGCUGAACACAACUAACUACACCCGGACGAUCUACACCCGCGAUGCGUACGGGACGCCGCAGGGAGAGAACCUGUAUGGCGCUCACCCGAUCUAUUUCGACCAUCGCGAGAAUGGUACGCACGGAGUGUUCCUGCUCAACUCGAACGGUAUGGAUAUUUUCAUCGACAACCAGGACGGACAGUUCCUUGAGUAUAACAUCAUCGGCGGUGUUCUCGACUUCUACUUUAUCGCCGGACCCUCGCCGCGCGACGUGGCCAAGCAGUACGCUGAAAUCACUCAGACCCCGCUGAUGGUUCCGUACUGGGGACUCGGCUUCCACCAGUGCAAGUACGGUUACCAGGACGUCUACGAGGUCGCCGCAAUCACGGCCAACUUCUCCGUCCAUGACAUUCCACUGGAAACUAUCUGGACCGAUAUCGAUUACAUGGACCGUCGUCGUAUCUUCACCCUUGACCCCGAACGAUUCCCUCCCAAUCUGGUUAAGGAUCUCGUGGACACUCUGCACGCUCGGGACCAGCAUUACAUCGUCAUGGUUGAUCCCGCAGUGUACUACAAGGAGUCGAACCCCGCACUCGACGAGGGUCUCCGAUACGACGCAUUCAUGAAGGAGGCUAAUGGCUCCCUUUACCAGGGUGUCGUCUGGGCUGGUCCAAGUUACUUCCCUGAAUGGUUCCACCCGAACUCUCAAGAGUACUGGACCGGGCAGUUCUUGGACUUCUUUGACGGAGUCAACGGUCCGGACAUUGAUGCCUUGUGGAUCGACAUGAACGAGCCCGCAAACUUCUACAACCGCCCGUAUCCAGGCAACAACACCACUCCAGAGAAAUUCGCCGAAGCAAACGACAACCCUCCCGAGCCGCCAGCGCUCAGAGAUGGCCCGGACGCUCCCAUCCCUGGCUUCCCGGCCAGUCUCCAGCCAAAUUUUGCCUCCGGUAACGCACCCGAGAAGCGCGCAGUUGAUCUCGUUACACGUCAGCCUCGCUCUCAACAAAAGCGUCAACUCGGUGCCGGCCGCUGGCGAUCCGCAAAACGCCACUGGCCUCGAGAUUUGAAGGCUGGCUGGCAACACGGUCGAAAGACCGGCUCUGGGUGCGGACCGGAUGAAUGCAAGGGUCUCCCCAACCGCGAACUCAUCAGGCCUCCGUACAUGAUCCAGAACGGCGCCGGGCCCACGCUUGCGGACAGUACUGCCGAUACCGACGUCGUGCAGUAUGGCGGGUACCUGCAGUACGACACGCACAACAUCUAUGGCGCGAUGAUGUCGUCGCACUCCCACAACGCUAUGCGCGCAAGGCGACCGGAUGACCGGGCUUUGGUCAUCACGCGGAGCACAUUUGCUGGAUCUGGAAAGGACGUGUCUCACUGGCUGGGAGAUAAUCUCUCCGAAUGGUACCAGUACCGGUUCUCGAUCUCGCAGAUCCUGCAGUUUGCCUCACUGUACCAGAUCCCUCUCGUGGGUCCUGAUGUCUGUGGCUUUGGCGGUAACGUCACGGAGACACUCUGCGCCAGAUGGGCAACCCUAGGCGCCUUCUACACCUUCUUCCGCAACCACGCGGAGAUCUUCGCCAACUACCAGGAAUUCUACCGCUGGCCCGUCGUAGCCGAAGCCGCCCGCAACAGCAUCUCCAUUAGAUACCAGCUGCGUAUGCCACAACUCCUCCCUCCACCAUAUAAAUGUCCACUAACAAGUCCUCCAGUCGACUACAUCUACACAGCCCUCUACAAGCAAAACCAAACCGGCACCCCAACCCUCAACCCGCUCUUCUUCAACUACCCGCACGACAAAAACACCUACGCCAUCGACCUCCAAUUCUUCUACGGCGAUGGCAUCCUCGUUUCCCCCGUCACCGAGGAAAACAGCACAAGCGUCAGUUACUACCUUCCCGACGACAUCUUCUACGAAUGGGGCACGGGCGCUCCCGUCCGCGGCGAAGGCGCAUACGUCUCGGCCGAAGUCGAGCUCACCGAUAUCACCAUCCACUACAAGGGAGGAAUCAUCUACCCGCAGCGCAUUGAAAGCGCGAAUACAACCACCGCCCUACGAACAAAGGGCUUCAACAUCGUCAUUGCGCCGGGUCUAGACGGGACUGCCGAGGGGUCUCUAUACCUCGACGACGGAAUCAGCGUUGUCCAAGACGCGGUGAGCGAGAUCGACUUCUCGUAUGAGGAUGGCGUGUUUAGCAUGGACGGCUCGUUCGCGUAUGAUGCCGGCGUUGGGAUCGAGCGGAUUACGGUCCUUGGGGUUGACGCUGAGCCCGCGUGGGGCGUGCUGGUGGAGGAGGUUGGGGAGGUGGAGUUCGAUGGCGUCAAUUCGAAGCUUGUGCUCAAUGUUGAUGUGCCCUUGACGGCGAGUUGGAGUCUUCGGAUUGCUUCGGAUUGA